UUGACGCGGCAUCUAAGGUCGACUGCUGGUGCUUCUAUAAAACGAGGGAUCCAAGGUGUUCCCUGUUAUUCGUGUCUCAGGGAGUCACCAUGAAGGACCAUUUUCAGUAUAUGUCGGGGUUCGGGGGUGAGUUUGCGAGUGAAGAUCCUCGGUGUCCAGGCUCUUUACCACAGGGUCAAAAUACUCCGCAGAAAUGUCCCUAUGGUCUCUUUGCGAUGGAGUGCAUUCGAAGUUCCAACUCGUCAAGGUCAUCCUGUUGACUUCGUGGAGGGUCUUCAUACAAUAUGUGGAGGUGGAGAUGCCUCUACAAGAAAUGGAGUUGCUAUUCAUGUUUAUCUGUGCAAUGCCUCGAUGAAAGACAGAGCAUUUUACAAUGCCGAUGGUGAUUUUCUCAUUGUUCCCCAGUUGGGUACAUUGAUGAUUACUACGGAGUUUGGAAAGAUUCAGUGCGAGCCGAAUGAAAUCUGCGUGAUUCAGCAGGGGAUGAAAUUUUCGGUUGGUGUUUUAGGACCUUCUAGGGGGUACAUCCUCGAGGUUUUUGAUAAUCAUUUCCAAUUGCCUCAUCUUGGACCGAUUG
Fopius arisanus is the source of this 577-nucleotide messenger RNA. It is a transcript of the gene hgo, whose product is annotated as homogentisate 1,2-dioxygenase. NCBI's taxonomy places the organism in Eukaryota, Metazoa, Arthropoda, Insecta, Hymenoptera, Braconidae. The record is from RefSeq and is a predicted model, not a curated record. Gene Ontology annotation, molecular function: homogentisate 1,2-dioxygenase activity. Gene Ontology annotation, biological process: L-phenylalanine catabolic process. Gene Ontology annotation, cellular component: cytoplasm.